AUGGUAACAACUGAUGCAAUUGAAUUUAGAAAUUUAGAAACACCAUUAGUGGGUUCAACUUAUGAAAAAAGAGUCUGUCAAUACCAUCAACAUUCACACACUAAAGCUAAUAAGACAUCAGCUGAACAAGAGAUAAUCAAAAGACAAGACAAUUAUCCUUCAGUUAAAGUUACUGGUUUAUAUCAAUUUAAUCGUUUCUUACAAAUGAUCUUAAUAUUCAAAUACGAACAAUCUGUUCCUGAUUUCAAAUUGAAUAAUAAAAUUAGAACAGCUGCAAGUGGAGUUAAGAAUAAAAAUUUAGAUGAAUCUGUUCAUUUGAGUAUCAAAAAUAAUAUUUUAAAUUAUCAUAGUGCAAUUGAAUACAAAUCAUUAAUCGAUCAACUUUAUAUUCUAAUACUUAAUCGUGAAACAAAAAUUGAUGAAUUAAAUGAUUUAACUGAUAUUAAUUUUGAAACUGAAUGGAUUCGUAUGGACAGAGCAUUAUCAAAAAUUUUAGCCAUUGAAAAAUCAGAUCCAACUACAAGUUCUAAUACAAAUUUUAAAUUUGAUAAAUCAAAAUUCUAUAAAAACUACAAUUGCUUAAUUUGUGGAAAAACAUCACAUCUUACCACUAAAUGUUAUUCAUUUCAAAAAUUGCCAAAUUUAAAUAUUAGAUGA
Molecule: messenger RNA, 657 nt
Organism: Lodderomyces pseudojiufengensis
Lineage: Eukaryota; Fungi; Ascomycota; Pichiomycetes; Serinales; Debaryomycetaceae
Exons: 2
Coding region: 1-657 (218 amino acids)
Source: RefSeq, a predicted model, not a curated record